UUUCUUGAUCGUCAAACCGGACUCACUAUGCAAUCAACCCUGGAUUCCAACACGAAAAUGGCGUACCCAAUCAAUGGCAGGUUCGAUACCAUUCUAGAGGAAUCCGAAGCCACACCAACACUUAGCAUCAAGAACAAAAGCCGUGUUAAUCGACCGCUAGCCACCCAGGAAAACAUCGGAGGAACCUCGUUCAGCGCAGUAUUGAACAGAGUCCAGUAUGGAACCUACAAGUCAAAGCCUGCUUGCCUUGUUGCGAUUGACUUCUCCUUCUCCUUUCAGUCGAAGAGAGCCUGCCGAUACAACUACGCAAGAAUAGAAGUCGAGCUUACCAGGGCCGUUGAUGCCAACGAUCACCGAGUUAUUUCAGGAGACCCCAAUCAAGACCCCAAGGUGGUGAAUAUAGCACCGAAGUCAGUAUAUGGAAUAGUAAAGGUUGUGGAUGAGACCAAAUAUCUUGACAUUUCGAUUCCGCUAUUGUUCCAAAGUCCCAUCGGACUCUCAGCUGGGGUCACUGGAACGGGAGGCAUAGAGCGGGCAGAACACCACGAAAAUCGGAUGGAGGUGCACGGCAAUCUCGACUGGGAUGAUGACCACGAUGAGGCUCCAAAUGCAGUGUCCUGGGAGUUGACGGAAAAUGCAGCCCAGAAGGAUGGUAUCUUUCGUCAAUUUCGAGCUGCUACUGUGUUCCUGAACGAGCCAGGCCAACCAGUGUGGAUGAAGGUGGUUGUGAAGCCGACGGUGAAAUUUUCUGUGGACCUUCGUCGCCUCGUACCAAAGAACGAUCAUCCAGUCCUUCUGGAUGGAAAAACACCAUUGCUCCCCAUGGAUCUCACUUGCGACGAUUUUAGUGCAGAUAAUUUCCCGUGGGGGAAAGUACUGCAACUUCCGCUUGAGUACACGAACCAAUUGACGCUUCAAGGUGACCCCGAAAUUGCCUCAUCACAAACAGUUCUCAAUAUCGGUACGCAGCCGGCAGUGAUGGAGGAGACUGCUGCCCCGGAGCCUAGGCUUGGUGGGCAUGGCCAAUGAUUUUGGAGGCGGUAAUAUAUAUGAUUCGCAUCGAUUCCACGAGGUGCGAAUGUAACGAGUUGGUCCAUUCAGUGUUCAGGGAGCAAAGCCUAGUAUUAGAACGAUUAGUCGAGUAAAUUCAACGGUGGAGGGAAUGUAAAGUAAUUAGCUGCUGCAUUUUGCAACGAAGGCAGAAUGUUUGGUUCUACACCGUAGCUUCAUAUCAUAGUCCGAACAAGUAGUUGCCGUUCUCUCUGGCGAAAAUUAAGUGAG
This is a messenger RNA of Lindgomyces ingoldianus, 1281 nucleotides long. RefSeq lists its product as uncharacterized. Lineage: Eukaryota; Fungi; Ascomycota; Dothideomycetes; Pleosporales; Lindgomycetaceae. The coding region runs from base 58 to 1029 and encodes 323 amino acids. The transcript has 2 exons. The record is from RefSeq and is a predicted model, not a curated record.